GCAUCUUGUCCUUCCACGCCUGGACCCCAAUACCUGCUCGAACCACACCUUGCUGCCAAGGACAGCCGCAGCCUGCACACACCAAAACGCGACCUCCGCUCUCUGUAAGACCAAGACAAAACUGAAACAUGUCUCAACAUGGCGCAGGCGGCAGCGGUGGUGGGGGUGGCGGCAGUGGCGGCGGGGGUGACUACUUCCCUAAACUCUCGCCGAUGCUGGCAGCAACGAGACACCACUCUUCCCCGCACAUGCAACAGCAGGCCGUCGACGAGGCAAGACGCGCUGCCGGCGGCGGCGGCAGCGGCAGCGGCAGCGGCUUCGGGCAGCACCAGCAUCAACUACAUCAACAACAGCACCAGCAGCACCAGCAGCACCCUUCGCCAGACAUUCGCGGGAUCGUCCCCUCGCGCUCGGAGGGGGGGGGCAGCAGCAGCAGCAGCAGCCGGGGAGGAGGAGGAGGAGCAGGCACCACUACCGCCGGGAGGCCGCCGCCGCUCGCGGACAACCCCGGCCGUGCCGCCGGCAGCAGCGGCGGCGGCCGUGGAACAGACUUCUCUCAGAUGCCGUCGAGCCCAGAGCACAACUUGGGUCUCAAGGCGCACGCCGCGGAGUUCGUGCCUGGCGGGGCCGCGUCGGCGGCGGCAGCGGCAGCAUCAGGAGGGGGAAGAGCACCGCCCGGCAAGGCCAGCAAGAAGGGCGGGCGGUCCGGCGCAGAGGCGAAGACCGCGGACUCCUCCGACCUCACCGCAUUCGCCCAAGAGUUCGUACCCGGCGGCGGCGGUACCGGCAGCGGAGAUGCCGCUGGAUCGGCAGCAGCAGAAGCGGCGGCGGGGGGGGGGACGGGGCCGGAAAAGAUGGUCCAGGUGGUGCGCGGAGGCACCAUCUACUUCGUGCCGGAGAGCGAGGCGCUGGCGACAGACGAGCUCGUCGGGCCGGAAGCGUACGGGCCGCAGGAGGAAGGGUUCCUGUGGGCCGCAGGGUCGGCGGCGCUCGCCGCGCCGCAGAGACGCACCAUGCACAGCACGGCCGUCCCGGAGCAGCUGUGGGCAGAGUUCCAGAACCACUCCCUCAGCGUCCUCCGACAGCUUCCCCCCGACGACGAGCGGCUCAAGGAGAUCCCGCCGCAGUUCUACGCCGCUUUCCCGCUGGACGACGCCUCCAAGACUCGAGGCACCGCCGGGUCUUUCGGCUACCCCAGCGAGACCUACAAGGUCAUCCAGCACCACAACGGGCAGGCCUUUGCCCUGCGCCGCUUCGACACCGCGCGCACGACGGCGAAGAUCGUGGCCAUGGGGACGGAGAUUUGGCUGUCCAUGCCGGAGCACCCGGCCAUCACCCGCCCUCGAGAGGCGUUCCUCCAUCGCAACGCUCUCUUCUUCGUGUCCGACUUCCACCCGGGAGCGGAGACCCUGUCCGAGCGGUUCAUCCAGAGGCAGGGCGGGCUGCUCUCGGAGGGCCUCCUGUGGCGCCUCGUGUGCCAGCUGCUGGGCGCGCUGCGGGCGACCCACGCGGCCGGGGCGGCGCUCCGCAACGUCCACCCGAGCCGCGUGCUGUACUGCCUUGUCGGAGACCGGGUGCGGGUGAACUGGGUCGGCUGCCUGGACGUCCUGGAGUACGAGACGCGCAAGCAGGUCUCCGAGCUGCAGCGGCAAGACAUGGUGGACCUGGGAAGCCUCAUCCUGGCGCUGGCGUGCCGACAUCCCGUCACCGUCGCCUCCCGGGGGGAAUCGCUCGCGUUCACGGCGCAACACUACACGCCCGAGCUGCACAACCUGGCGGCGUCGCUCGUGUCGAAGAAGCCUCCCAGCGUUUUCGAGGUCUGCGUGGCAACCGCCCAUCACACCAUGGACGCCAUGGAGAACACGCUGAUGGCAAACGGCGCGCUUCAGGGCCACUUGGCAAGCGAGUAUGACAACGGGCGGCUGCUGCGGCUGCUCCUGAAACUGGGCACUCUGAACGAGAGGCCCGACCAGGGCGGGGUCGGGGAGUGGUCGGAGACCGGGGAGCGUUACAUCCUCAAGCUCUUCAGGGACUACCUCUUCCACCAGGUGGAUGCGGACGGCGAGCCGGUGAUGGACUUCGGGCACGUGUACCAGAGCCUGUCGCUCCUCGACGCCGGUAACGAGGAGAAGAUCCUCCUCACCAGCAGGGACAGGCGCUCUCUCUUGGUCGUGUCGUUCGCGGACGUGAAGCGCUGCCUCGAGGAGGCCUUCGCCGAGGUCUCCGGUCACGGUGGUAGCGGCGGGGGGCGAAGCGGCAGCAACGGUGGCGGCCGGGGCGGGAUGGCGAUGGGGAUCGGGGGUGUGCACGGAGGGGGCCACGCGGGGGGUCUCGUGCACGGCGGCGGGGUACACGGGGGCGGGGUUCACGUCGUCCACGGAGGGGUCGUGCCGCACCACCCGGGCGGUGGCGGCGGCGGCGGCGGCGGCGGCGUGGUGGUCCCGAUGGGGCACCACCCUCACCACCAUCCCCAGCACCACCACCCCCACCACCCCCAGCACCACCACCCCGGCAUGGUGAUGAUGGGACCGCCGAUGGUGGGGCACCACCCGGGGGGGCCUCCGCAGCCACCGCCGUACUGA
This is a messenger RNA of Ectocarpus siliculosus, 2582 nucleotides long. The record is from the annotation of a GenBank genome assembly. Lineage: Eukaryota; Phaeophyceae; Ectocarpales; Ectocarpaceae.